GGUCCACCGCGGUAGCACGCGCCGAAACCGCGUGAGCGCCGACCGCGGAGAGUUUGGCCGUCGCGCGUGUCCGUGUCGCCCCCGAACGGCUGUUCAGUACCGUUCAAAACGCGUUUGCGAGUGCAUCGCAAUGUCUUAACACACCCAUCGUCACGUGCGUUCACCCCGUCAUCAUCGGUAACCGUUAACGUUAUCGUCUGGUAUCGCAGUUUUUCCCACGAUGUCGUUUCGUCCGUAUCCGUUAUCGACACAUCGGCCAGAGCUUCGUCUCGGACGCCAGUCUUGAACAGACUCGAACACCGGUUUCCGGGAAACGAUGUUUUAUGGUUAUUUUUAUGUCACAAAGGAAAUAUUCAGCUGUAAAAGGGAAAUGGUUUAAAGGGAAAAUGGCGGACACUGCUAAUAUUACGGAUUCAAGUUAUGGUGAUACGCCGUAUCCAGAUGACGGUACUUCAUGGUUGGACUCUCCUACGUCUAAUCAAGUGUUGGGCAUCGAGGAGACCGAAGAGACGUCCACUAUGCCGUCGGACAUGAUACCCACGGGAACUGGAGGUCCUAUUGUGAUACGAACCGAAGAGGCAUUUAUCGUAAUAUGUGUGAUGAUACUGUGGGUAGCGGCCAUCGCGUUGUUUUUCAACCGGUGGGGAAAAAUUCGCAUGCUUGAACCAUACCAGCCUAAAUUUCACGAGGAAGAGCACCGUCCAAGCUGUCCCAUGGUCGAGUUGGCUAGCGCUUCAGGAAUCGGUCACAGCAUAACCGGAGGGCACCGUACGUCGUUCUCCAAGUUCAAUGUCAACAGCUGCUUGGAACCUUCGGCCAUAUUCCAAACAAUUCAGCCCACGCACCGGGCGCUGCAGAUUCGACCACGACAGAACUCGAUGUUCGCCGGUGGAGGGGCGUUGCCGGGGGCUUGUGGCCCGCCGCUGUCCGGCCACUGCACGCUAAUGGCCGGUCGUCCGCGCAAGGCCAAGUCAGCGGCUGACAUCAAGUCGCUGGUGCAGCAUGAGUGCGGCCCCGCGCGCACCAGUCGAUCCAUGUUACCGAUGACGGUGGGUGCGGCCGCGGUGGCCGCGGUAGCCGAUCGUCGGGUGUCGUGUGCCGCGUCGUCUUUCGGCGGCUAUGGCGGCGGUGGUGGCUACGGCGGCAGUGGUUACGGUUCGCUGAUGGUAUCCGCGGUCAAGGAGCGUAGGUCGUGCAGCCUGUUCCCGUCACCGGGCUCCGCGUCCGCCGCCGAGAAACGGUUGUUCUCGUCGUCAUCGUCCAAUACGCCACCCGCGCCCUGCCUGUGCGACAUGCCGUUCGGUGGCCAGUCCGGGUCGUCAUCGUGGGCGUCGGCCAAACGCGAUUUCCUCCUGACACCGUCCACAUCGCUCGGCGGCGGCCCCGGCUUCAGCGGUGGCGCGGCCGGUCGGCGCACGUCCUGUGGGAUGGACCAUCUGUGUCCCACGUCUAUCACGCUCAAGGACCGUCGGCCUUCAUUCAACAACGUUAUCGCGCAGGUGACGGCCGAGCGGCGUCCUUCGUCCAGCAUGCUAAGGAUAAGCAACGUCUAGCGCACGGCCGCGGAACACCAAACGCACGUGCAACGGUACAGCGACGAUCCCGCGAGUCGCUUGUCUUGUCCGAGCGCGCGUGUACAUAGCAAACCAUUUUACUAUCGAUUUCACGUUCACACGUUUAUUUGUUUUGAUUUUUUGUUUCUCUCGUCAAACAACGCUCUCAAACGCCGUCCGUCCGUCGUACGUACGUGUUCGGUCGCGUCUCGCCGAUCGGAAACGUUUCCGGCCUGGUCGGCGAUUCGUACCGGAACGCGUAUGCGCGUUCUCCGCAGGAAACCGGAUAAACAACCUCCUGGUGGUAAUCUAGUACGGUUUACCGCGUUCACCGUACGGGUUUUGUUUGAACAAACGUUGAGUUCCAGCCACGACGUACACCCAAACGUGUCCGAACAAGGAGCCGAGACGAGCCAUGCGCCGAGAACGUUUGCGCGUCUCGUGUGUAUUUCAACGUUCUAGGUCGUCCGCUGACAUGGUGGUGGGGUGCACGUGAUUACACUCGAAACCCGAACGUUCGAGUCGUCCAUCUGCUUUUCGCGUGCGCACCAGUCAUCACCGCGACCGAUCCGCGAUGCGUCCCAAUACCGUCCCGAUCCAUGUCCAGGUCUAGUAGCGGGCAUAGACUCUGACACAGGCCGAGACUCUUUUAACGUCAGACGCCGGGGCGUGGGAUAUGAACCGAUGGCCGUUUACUGCGUGAUGGUGAUACAGCCGUCUUUAAAUCUCAACACUCGAGCACGGUAAAUGAGUUACGACGUUUGAACAUUUUCGAUGAUGAUUUAAUACGAGUAUUAUAAGUAUUAUAAUUUACGAUUUAAUAUAUAUAUAUCACACGCUUCGCGGUCGUGUGUCCGAUUGACAUACGUAAUGUUUCAUAAGAGGUGGAGUAGGAGGAGGGUUGCUAUAAAAUUAUGAGUGAGUAGCGCAUGCGUACGGCACACAAUGCGAGUUAAGUGUUUUACAUUUGAUUUAACUUUUUCGAUAACCGAAUAUUUUAAUUUGUAUCGUUAAAAAUGCCACGAGUGAUCAAUACCGACAUUACAAGGUUAUUUUAGACAGAUACGUAUGUAAACACAAUAAGCCGUAUACUUUUACUGUCGUCAGGUAUUAUUAUUGAACUUGAAAUUACUAUGAUUAUUUAAAAAUACAACUUUAACAAAAACAAAACACAAGUUUUAAUUUUUAUCAGGCAUUAUUGAGCCUGAAAUAAAAAUAAAUAACAUAUUAGAUACGUUUAUACGCCCAAUCAAAAAUUCUUUACGUUAAAUACGACCAUACGUAUUUUCACAUAAAAUUAAUUUUUAUUAGCGAAAUGUUAUUAUUGUUUUCGGAGAGAAAAGUUUUCAUUUUGUGUUGUUAUAGUAUAAUUUGGUUUACUGAGUAGCUCCUACAUAACAUUGUGGCUCAUUCAACUCCGUUAUUCAAACAAUCCAAUGGUUUACAACAAUUAUGAAGUACCAAUUUGGUAUUUAUUAUUUGCUAAUUUGAAUUCAUCUAAAGUUUCAUGUAAAAUCUACAUUUUGUGUAUUAAUUCUCUAAUAUUUGCCUAAUGUUAUGUAUAUUCUAUUACACAAUAAUCAAAAAUAUUUUAUACAAGCAUUUUCGAGUAAAAAUGUAUCGUAUAUGUACAGCGAAUGCUUAAAACCUCAAGGGGAACAUAAAUCAUUCGAAUAAUCAUGUUUUCGAAUGAACAAUUUGUAUUUAGUAUUUUGGCGAUUUCUAACAUAAUAUAUUUGAUUUCGAACAAUCUAGAGUGUUGCAAUUUCAUUGUGCAUUAUUAUUUUUUAUAAUCAACUUUUCAUGCCGUUUUCACCUUGAGUAAUCGGUUAUCUCACGAAACCCGAGAUAAAUGAGAAUUGUUUUCUGUUAUCCUCAAAACGACAGUAAUUUAUGAUUUACACGUUGUUAACCGAACGCGCAAGGAUCACGUCAAAAUUGCAAUAAACAACGUUUGGCGGUAUAUCGAAAAGCGCAUGUGGGAUAAUACCGGCAGUUGUACGUCAUUGUUGUUAUUUUUUUUUAAUUAUUUUAUCCUAUAGCUAUGUAUAUUAUAAUUUAUAGGUUAUCCAAGAAUUUUACUUCUACCCAUUUUCCAUAACUCAUUAUACUUCAAAAAGCAUUCAACCAAUGCGUAUAGUUUCUCUAGUUCCGAUGUCAAUAUAAUAUUUAUAUUUAAUACUUACGAGAGCCAAAUGACUCCUCACUGAUACGGCGUUUGGUUUGUUUUACAAUACAGAAUACGAAUAUUUUUUUCAGUUCAAGGUAAAAACUCCAAAAUGUAUCCAAUUAAUGUAUAAGAGGAAUAUUUACGAUUGGGAUAUGACAAAUUUAUUAAAAAUUGUAGUCAGAUAAACCGUUUUUUUUUUUCUCAGUAUCAAAAUGCAUAACUAAUUUAUUUUGUUAUUUUUUUUUUUUUAUGUCUUCGUUUUAACCUUAUUUUUGGAUAACUGAUGUAUACCAUAAUAGUAAUAUCUUAAGAGCGCAAGGCCGAACCUGAUACGAGCAGACUAAUGUUUUUAAAUGUUAUUUUUUAAUUCGCACGAGGGAAUUUAUUAAAAAAUAAAAAAAAAAAAACAU
Molecule: messenger RNA, 4133 nt
Organism: Sipha flava (yellow sugarcane aphid)
Lineage: Eukaryota; Metazoa; Arthropoda; Insecta; Hemiptera; Aphididae
Exons: 5
Coding region: 324-1553 (409 amino acids)
Source: RefSeq, a predicted model, not a curated record